AUGGCGACGCAGGCAAGCGAACCCGGAGCUGAGGGCACGCGAAGCUGCUGCGGCAUGGCGACGCAGGCAAGCGAACCCGGAGCUGAGGGCUCGCGAAGCUGCUGCGGCAUGGCGAUGCAGGCAAGCGAACCCGGAGCUGAGGGCUCGCGAAGCUGCUGCGGCAUGGCGACGACGCAGGCAAGCGAACCCGAAGCUGAAGGCUCGCGAAGCUGCAGCGGCACGCCGAAGAAGGCAAGCGAACCCGGAGCUGAGGGCACGCAAAGCUGCCGCGGCUUGGCGAUGCAGGCAAGCGAACCCGGAGCUGAGGACACGCGAAGCUGCCGCGCCACGCCGAAGAAGGCAAGCGAACCCGGAGCUGAGGGCACGCGAAGCUGCCGCGGCACGCCGAAGAAGGCAACCGAACCCGGAGCUGAGGGCUAG
Molecule: messenger RNA, 420 nt
Organism: Rhipicephalus microplus (southern cattle tick)
Lineage: Eukaryota; Metazoa; Arthropoda; Arachnida; Ixodida; Ixodidae
Product: collagen alpha-2(IX) chain-like
Source: RefSeq, a predicted model, not a curated record